Messenger RNA from Canis lupus familiaris (dog), 5279 nucleotides. RefSeq names its product zinc finger protein 217 (gene ZNF217). Lineage: Eukaryota; Metazoa; Chordata; Mammalia; Carnivora; Canidae. The transcript has 8 exons. Gene Ontology annotation, cellular component: nucleus. Gene Ontology annotation, biological process: regulation of DNA-templated transcription. Bases 1 to 3072 code for a protein of 1023 amino acids. The record is from RefSeq and is a predicted model, not a curated record. Gene Ontology annotation, molecular function: DNA-binding transcription factor activity, RNA polymerase II-specific; RNA polymerase II cis-regulatory region sequence-specific DNA binding.
AUGCUUUUGACAAGUCUUACAAGUGGCCUUAUUCCAAUUCCAGAAAUUCCUCCACCGGAUUCUUAUUUUAUAUACAAUCCUAAAGUGCCAGGAAACAUGCCCACUCAAUCCCUGUUAGUGUAUAUGGAUGGACCAGAAGUUAUUGGCAAUUCCCUGGGCAACCAGAUGGAGCUAGAUGAUGCCGUGUCAAUAAAAGGGACCACCGCUGUUCCUUUCAGAGCUACGCAGGAGAAAAGUAUCAUCCAGAUAGAAGGAUAUAUGCCCUUGGACUGUAUGUUUUGCAAUCAGACCUUCACACAUUCAGAAGACCUUAAUAAACACGUCUUAAUGCAACAUCGGCCUAUCCUCUGUGAGCCAGCAGUUCUGCGCGUUGAAGCAGAGUAUCUUAGUCCUCUUGAUAAAAGUCAAGUAAGAACAGAACCUCCCAAGGACAAGAAUUGCAAAGAAAAUGAAGAAUUCAGCUGUGAAGUAUGUGGGCAGACAUUCAGAGUUGCUUUCGACGUCGAGAUCCACAUGAAGAAGCAUAAGGACUCCUUCACCUACGGGUGUAAUGUGUGCGGAAGAAGAUUCAAGGAGCCGUGGUUUCUUAAAAAUCAUAUGCGGACACACACUGGCAAAUCUGGAGCCAAGAGCAAACUGCAGCAAGGCUCGGAGAGCCCGGUAACCAUCAACGAGGUGGUGCAGGAGCACGCGGCCGAGAGCAUCUCCUCUCCUUACAAAAUCUGCAUGGUUUGUGGCUUCCUCUUUCCAAAUAAGGAAAGUCUAAUCGAUCACAGGAAGAUGCACAGCAAAGAGACGGCUUCCGGUGCCAGCAGUACACAAACAGACUGUCAGCAGGGGGGCAUGCCAGCCCCGGGGCAAGAGCUCCUGCAGUUUUUAAACUUGAGACCCACAUCUCACCCCGAAACCGUCAAGAAGCCCACAAAAUGGAUACCUCAGCUCGAUCCGUUCACCACCUACCAGGCCUGGCAGUUGGCCACCAAAGGAAAAGUGGCCGUGUGCCGGGAAGUGAAGGAGCAGCCAGGGCAAGAAGGAAGUACUGACAACGAUGACUCGUGUUCGGAAAAAGAGGAGCUCGUAGAAAUUUGGAACGCGAGUAAAAACCAUUCCGAAGGUUCUGGCAAGUCCAAGACCAGUAAGAGCGGUUGUGCGGGCUUCUCCCAAGAUAAAGAGAAGCCCAGACCCUCCAAUGGUGAAGUGCCUUCUGCGGAAGCGGACCCGAAGCUGUCGGGUCACAAAGAGAAGCCGACCCACUGCUCGGAAUGCGGCAAAGCCUUCCGCACCUACCACCAGCUGGUGCUGCACUCGCGAGUGCACAAGAAGGACCGGAGGGCCGACGCCGGGUCGCCCACCAUGUCCGUCGAUGGGAGGCAGCCUCGGACGUGUUCUCCGGACCUCCCCACCACGCUGGAUGAGCAUGGAGCCGUCGACCGAGAAGGUGGUUCUGAAGAUGGAUCUGAGGAUGGACUUCCGGAAGGGCUCCAUUUGGAUAAAAAUGAUGAUGGAGGAAAAAUAAAGCAUCUUACAUCCUCAAGAGAAUGUAGUUAUUGUGGGAAGUUUUUCCGUUCAAAUUAUUACCUCAAUAUUCAUCUCAGAACGCAUACAGGUGAAAAACCGUACAAAUGUGAAUUCUGUGACUAUGCUGCAGCCCAGAAGACCUCUCUGCGGUAUCACUUGGAGAGACAUCAUAAGGACAAACAGAUCGAUCUUGCCUCGGAAGUCAAGAACGAUGGGAAAAACCAGGAGAUGGAAGAUGCACUACUAGCCGCCGACAGUGCGCAAACCAAAAAUUUGAAAAGAUUUUUUGAUGGUGCCAAAGAUGUUAAAGGCAGCCCACCUUCGAAGCAGUUUAAGGGGAUGGCCUCUACGUUUCCGAAUGUUCUGGGCAGCACUGUCCUCUCGCCAGUACACAAAGAUACUCAGGAUUUCAACAAACAUGCAACUGAUGACAGUACUGAUAAAAUAGGCAAAACUCCUGCCCCUGCGUAUUUGGACGCGUUACAGAAGAGACCGCCGGGCGACCCCCAGGCCGCGGAGCCCGCGGGUAGAACAGAGGCGGGGGUCCCUGCGCCCCACGGCGCGGUCCUCGGCGCGGAUCCGGGCGCCCGGGAGCAGCCGGCGGGGACGGCGGCCGACGGCAGGCACCUGCCCGGCGCGGACUGUCAGGAGAAGCCCCUGAACCUGUCCCUCGGGGCUCUUCACGGCUGCCCGGCCAUCUCUCUGAGCAAGAGUUUAAUCCCAGGGAUCACCUGCCCGUUUUGUACCUUCAAGACCUUUUAUCCGGAGGUUCUGAUGAUGCACCAGAGACUGGAGCAUAAGUACAACCCCGACAUCCACAAAAACUGCCGGAGCAAGUCGGCGCUGCGCAGUCGGCGCACCGGCUGCCCGCCCGCGCUGCUGGGCAAGGACGUGGCCCCGCUGGCGCACUGCCCCCGGCCCCGGCCCGCCAAGGCCGCGCCCGCCGACCGCGACCGUGACCGCGACCGCGACCGCGGGAAGCCGGGCCCCGCCGCGCCCGCCAGGCCCCCGCCGCCGGGCCUCGACCCCAGCACUUUAGCGCCCAGCAACCUGAAGGCGCCGCGGCCCGGGGGGGCGCCGGGGGCCGCCCGGCCUGCAGAGCCCGUGCACGUGGAGCGCGGCCGCAGGCCCGACGCCAGGCCCCGGGCGCCCCCCGCCAGCGCCGCCGCCAACGGCUGCGCCGAGCGCCCCUGGGCCCCGCGGGGCCGCGACCCCCCGAGCGGCCGCCCCGCCGAGCCCGGGGAGCCCCUGGCCAAGCGGCCGCGGCCCGACGCCGAGCCGCCCGCGCCCGCCUUCCGCCGCGCGCUGGAGCUGCCCAAGUACCAGGUGGUGCGCGGCCUGCCCGCGCUGCUGCCCGCCGAGUGCGUGUGCCCGCCGCCCGCCGCACUGCCGCCCAAGGCCCGCGCCACACCCGCGCCGCUCUUCUGCGGGCCCGCGGCGGAAGGAAAAAGGCCUGUGUCGUAUCAACACUUGUCUAGCAGCAUGCUACAAAAGAGAAACUAUGAGAAUUUUAUUGGGAAUGCACAUUAUCGGCCAAAUGACAAAAAAACUUGAUUUACUAUUUCGGGUCUUGAUGGAUGUGUACUGUCCACAAAUUGAGUUCGUCCAUCCUUUGGCAAAAGCAGAUGGUGGGAGCCUGUGAAAUAAGCUGUGACCGUACCAUGCGUGUAACAUGCCAGGAACACUACGGUUUUGUAAAGUUGUUCUGUUAACUUUUGUACCAAAUAGCAAUAAAAACUAUAGUUGGAACAGUUGGGUUGUACACAAAUGGAGACUGGAAAUCUCUAUUUUGUCCCUGAAUAAUAUUUUUUUUAGAAUCGACCAAAUAAGAAGAGGAGUCUUUUGCAUACUUGAGCGCUGCUGGAAAGAAACCAUCUGGGUUGGGGGGUGGGUGGGGAGAAAGUAUAUGACGCUUGCACCUCAGGUAAUAUGUACAUAUGUAAGUUCUAAACCUGCUUGUUCAAAUACUGUGCAUACUCUUUUCUCUAAUGUAGCUCAUCACUUUGAGCAGUUCCUAUUUGUACUCUUUCGUUGAAAAUGUAUGUUUUUAAAAAAAAUUCUCAAUGAUUUGUAUUAUGUUAAAUCUUCCCCAGUCUAUUGUCUUAACAAAAUUGUUAACACAAGUAUUGACCCUCUAUGAAUAUGUGCUGCAUAUACUGUGGUCAGUCAUUUUGAAUUCGGUGCCCUUUUAUUGUAAUUUUCAUUUUGUCAACAGAGGGAGAGUCCAGAUCCACGAUCCUUUUCUGAAAAAGUGGUGUGAUUUGUGGGGUUUUUAAGUGUGUGUGUUUACAGAGAAGCAUGUCCUCCGCAGAGCAGCCACAUACGCAGUAAACAUACCAAAUUGUAUGUGGAGUUCCUAAAAGUUAUUUUUUAUCACAUUAAUCAUUUUUGUUGGAAAAUUCAGGUUUUCUUGGCUUUUCCUUAAAUUAGUAUGUAAAAAAAAAACAUAAACGUUAAAUUAUACAUGUGAAUUACACAUAUUGGAAGCAAUUUUAAAGGACAUGAAAGUUUUCGGGUAAAUUUUAGGUUUGUAUCUAGGAGUCUUGGUGUGCCCGGCAUUUGGGUUAACUGUGGACAUAUUCGAGUUAAUGAUAGACACGUUGAUUCUGAAUAAGGAACUGCCGGCUGAGCCUUCUGGUAAUGGGGAAGAUGUGAUCUGUUUCUUGACCUCCGUUGUCUUCCCGUUUUUGGUUGUUUGGAGCAGCAACGUUUUUCUCAGUGCAUGUGUAGUUUGGGUUUUUAAAGAGAGGUUAGCCACCAGCUGGCUUGCUAGGUGUUUUAAACUUUUGUUCCCUUAAUACGCUGUCUGCGGCUGAGUUUAUUCAGCAGUACAUUGGUUUAGCAACCACAAAAUAUUUUAUUAAGAAAACCGUUUUCAAAAAUAAAUUUGCACUGUUAAGUUUUCUUGCCCUGUCCUUUUGCGUUAGAGCAAGAGUGAAGUCCUAAAAGAAUCCUGAUUUAUUUCUUUGUUCUUGUUUUUGUUUUCAUUAUGUAACAUGAAGCAUACUUGACAGAGAAGUCUUAAACUCCCACGUUAAAGGGAGACCUGAUUAGAGAUCAGUCUGCUGUCAUUGCAAUGAAGUGCUUUGUAUCAGGAAAGUGUACACUAUUUACCUUUUUUCCUGUUCACAAGCUGAGCCAUAUGUACAUAAUCUAGAUUUUUGUUUUCAUAGUUUUGCACUUUUAUAGCCUAUUUUUGAAGAUUAACACAUUUGCAAGAUGAUUGACUUGAUCUUUGCCUAAUCCAAUGAGUGUUGCAGAAAGCUUGCUGUGACUAUAAAUGUAAAUCUUAAAAGGGGAUACGAGAUAAUAGAGGGCUGAAAUUUAAACCUGUAUUUAAAAAAAAUCACCAAAUCUAUCUGAAAACAAGUCAAUUCAUGUCAUACUGAAAUUUUGGGGGCUUUCAGAUUUCUCCUUUCUUAACCACAUUUCUGAAUUUCUGAAUGCAUAAAAAUGUCCAUUUUUUUUUUUCACAGCCCUUGUACUCCAAAAUUUUUGUUUGUUUUUGUUUUUGGUCCAUCAGUAUUAACUAUUGGGAUACUACUGGUUUUGUAUGUUUUUUUUCCUUUUGAGACAACAGUACAUAUAAUAGAGGUACAAUCCAUUGGAUUUUUGUUUAUGUAUUUAUUUCAUUCCAGUUUGAUUUAUUUUAAUUGUUGAUACUUGUCAAACAGUAGACAUUACUUGUUUUAUUUAUGAUAUAUUUCAGCUUAAAGUUAUGUUAUUAUAUGUGGAUGUAAAUAUAGAUUUGGUGUUUUGCA